AUGGCGUGGCCCUCCUCAGCCUGGGGCUCCUCGUGGAGUGGCUGGGAUUGGAGCAGAUAUGGGCAAGCUGCCGCGACGUGGGGUGGCAGUGGUGGGGGGAGUGGAAGUCCGGCGCCCGCACCGCCAGCUACAAGUGGUGGCAAAGGUGGCCACAGUGGUACGGCAGCCACACCGGCUGCCACGGCUCCCAGCGGCAGUGGUGGCCGCACUGGAGGUCCGGCGGCAGUGCCACUUCCUGCGGAAUGGGAGCAGGUCAUCGAUGCUGCCAGUGGCCGGGCCUACUACUGGAACUCCUCCACGGGGCAUACGAGCUGGGUACCCCCGCAGGGCACAGCCGCAGCCGCGGCCCCGGCAAAGAAAAAAAAGCGCGGCAAAGACGAGAACCGCCGCAAGAAGGGGAACAUGAGUUCCGUCGCGCGCGAGCGCGUGACGAAGAAGUUCGUGGACAAGCUUGCGGCGAAAGAUGUCGCCAUAGGUAAUCUGCAGGCACUCCAGGCUUCGGCCGUCGUAAUGGGGACUCUUCGCGAACAGGAACGCGACACAGCACAGGCCGAACUGGCCGAAGUGAAGAAGCAGCUUGCUUCCGCAGAGACGAAGAUGGCAAAGGAUGCCAUGGAACUCCAGAUGCUGCGAAGGGUGGGCGACAUCCAGAUGGCGAGGCUCGACGUGCUCGAAGAUGCCGAGAAGCAGCAGCGCAUGGUGCAUCUCGCCCUGGAGGAGCAGGCUGACAACAAGAAGGCGAACCAGGCUUUGGAGAGCCAGCUCGGGCUGGAGAAGGCGUCGGUGGAGAAGCUCCAGGAGCAACUCGCAGCGGAAAGAGUGCAGAAGGCCUUAGCGAAGGUCGACAGCGAGCGUCAGAUGUGGAAGACAAUGGAGGACAACCAAAAGGAUCUGCACAUCAAGCUGGACGUUGCUAUCCAGGAUUCGGUGGAUUUGAAGGUCCAGAACCAGGCUCUGAGCACCCAGCUGAAGGAUGCCACGGCGGAGCUGGCACUCCUGAAAGAGGAGUUGGCGAUCGGCUGUGCGCCGACUUCACCGGCGCGGGCACAUGAUCAGGAAGACUCUCCGCCCAUGGUCCCCACAGAGCUGGCCUCUCCUGAGCAGUCGGCGUCGCUCCCUGGCAGAACGCAUGAGCUCCACUUCUAG
Molecule: messenger RNA, 1146 nt
Organism: Symbiodinium sp. CCMP2592
Lineage: Eukaryota; Dinophyceae; Suessiales; Symbiodiniaceae
Source: the annotation of a GenBank genome assembly